AUGGCGAAUGCUGUGGACAACCAUGUUCUUUCCCACGUUGAGCCAGACGAAAAGGGUGCGUCACAACUAGGCGGAGACAGCACAGAGAUCAUCGACCUCGGAUGGACCAAACCUGUUGAACACAUUGAAGAGCAAUUGAUCGCCGGCCUAUCGAACGAGAACCUUUGGAUGCUGAUCCGACGGUUUGAUAAGCAAGUAUACAAUGUCAAAGCUGUUCCAGACGCUCCACUCCAAAACCUGGACUUGACCCGCGCGGAUGACGAUGAAUUUACCCCAGAUAAGCUUCGCGCCACGAUCGAGCGAUUCUAUACAUCGGUUGUUGUCACACUCGCGAGUUUUGUUAAGCAUGUUGCGCGACUGCGUUCUUGGAAAGAACCUCGACGAACAGCUAUAUUCUGUCUCGUUUAUUCCUUAGCAUGGCUCCUGGACAUCAUUCUCCCUUCAUUAUUCGUCGCUUUGAUCGCUUUGGUGAUAUAUCCACCCUGCCGACCCGUUUUGUUCCCACCCGCACCGAUCGCUCUAGUGGAUAAAAGCACCGGCGGUAUCCAAAAGCCCCAAGCGGGAGUGCUUGGGUCGGAAGAUAGCAUAACUGGUGCCCCUGAAAGGUUCAAGGGAGAGGCAGCCGAGCAGGAAGCUAGCAACCUUGUCGCAAGUGUUGCGAGUGUCGCUGUGGGAAGUGCAGCCGGAAAACAUGACCAAGGAGUGCCUGAAGGUGCACCACUAGAGGGUACUGUUCCAGAUGUUAUGGAUGUUGUCGCCAACACGGCCGAUGCACAAAGAGCUGCUAGUGGAAGAGUUCCUUCUGAAUCACACGACAAAACCCGACAGCCUAUGAGAGAAUCUGUCAUGCAAGCAGCCAAUAUGGGCAUGCAAUUGAUCAACGACGCCACCGACACUUUCGAGAAACUUUCCAAUGCCUUGUCCGCUACCCCGCCAUUCCCCCGAUGGGUACCCCGUUUGCGGCUAGUAUCUGUCCUACUUCCAUCCUGCUUCGCGGCUAAAUCAAUCUCUGUCUAUGCUGCUUCAAAGGGAAUAGGGCUCUUCGCAGGGUUUGCCUUUUUUGGAGGGCCUAUUAUCAUACGGGGUCUUUCUAUCUUGAGCCGGAAAUACCCAAAUUGGCAGAAGCUUCUCCAGAUACAAAACUCUCUUCUCAAGGGCGUUCCAACAAAUGCUCAACUGACCUUAACACUAUUACGAAUCGGCGAGGCCAAUGCUUCACCACUCCCCCCGCCGUCAACCUCUCAAGACAAGCCUUCCUCGCGCCCAAUAUCUCUUCAUCACGAGGAGCUCGAACUCGGGGCUUCCAGAGAAGAAAUCGAAGAUGCUGCAUCAGCCGAGCCCUCCAAGAAACCAGAGGAUACUCCGGUUCAUACUUCACAAACAAAUACCAUAGCCUCCAGUAUUAUCCGCUUCUUCAGAGGAACCACAGCGACAGGAGUGGAGGGGAAACGAGGUUUCGACCGUAUUAGAGCUACGAUCGGUUCACGUCAUGCAAAAAACCGGGUUGGAGUUCUUCGGUCCAAAGGUAAACUCAGCUCACCAAUCGGACCAGUCAAGUUCGAUGCCAGAUACAAAGGGAAACGCGGCACGGUGAUCAUCGAUUCUACAAGUGAACCUCGGGUGCUCUACUUCACAACUGAUCCACUUCAAGAUGACGACCUUCAGUUAAAAAACCAGAAGAAAGCCUCUGUCUUGUUUCAGAUUCCAGUCGCCGAUAUUCGAGAAAUGAAGAAGCUCGGAGGGCUGGGAUGGAAAGGAAAACUGGUGGUUGGCUGGGCGUUGGGAAGCAAAGAAGUUGUUGAUGGCUUACAAAUUGUGGGCAAAGACCCCAAGGAGUCAUUCCAACUUACGGCCAUGGGAACUCGGAAUCAGUUAUUCAAUCGUCUGAUUGCUAUUGAUGGACAGGUUUGGGCUUGCUGCUGA
Molecule: messenger RNA, 1923 nt
Organism: Penicillium cosmopolitanum
Lineage: Eukaryota; Fungi; Ascomycota; Eurotiomycetes; Eurotiales; Aspergillaceae
Product: DUF3292 domain-containing protein
Exons: 6
Coding region: 1-1923 (640 amino acids)
Source: RefSeq, a predicted model, not a curated record